This is a messenger RNA of Fraxinus pennsylvanica, 570 nucleotides long. NCBI's taxonomy places the organism in Eukaryota, Viridiplantae, Streptophyta, Magnoliopsida, Lamiales, Oleaceae. The record is from the annotation of a GenBank genome assembly.
AUGUCUCCGGAAUCUGAAACCUCCGGCGGCCUGAAGACGGAGCUCACUUUGGGUUUACCCGGCGAUUUGCAAGUUCAGAAGUCUGGUAUCAAGCGUGGAUUUUCCGAAGUAGUAGAUUUGAAACUGGUGAAUGAUUCGAAAGCCGAAUCUCAACCUCCUUCCACGACGCAGGUUGUGGGAUGGCCUCCAGUGAGAUCAUACAGGAAGAACUUGGUGAAAAAUUGCAAAUACGUGAAAGUAGCUGCAGAUGGAGCUCCAUAUUUAAGAAAAAUUGAUCUUGAAAUACACAGUAGCUACCAGGAUUUGUUGACUGCAAUGGGGGAUAUGUUUACAUGCUUAACCAUAUGUAAUGUGUUGAAUGAGAGGAAACUCGUGGACUCAGCAAAUGGUGAAGAAUAUGUUCCAACUUAUGAAGACAAAGAUGGUGACUGGAUGCUAGUUGGAGAUGUCCCUUGGAAAAUGUUUGUUGAAUCAUGUAAGAGAAUGAGGUUGAUGAAAAGCUCUGAGGCAAUUGGCUUAGGUGCAGCAGCUCCAAGUACACCUUCAAAGGGCUCAAGCACAAGCUGUUGA